UCGCAGCUGAUAUAAGGACGUGGUUGUUCCGGCGAAAAGUGGAUUUUGCUGCUUGAAGGCAGACGGCUCCAGACAAGACUUUAUCAUGUUUUAAUCAACCAGUGUACAUAUUUUCUAGGACUGGAUGCUCUGAGUCGUCUGUGCAAUGAGAGGCGUGUGUGUCUGCUGUGAAAGCUCGGCUCUGUGACGCCUCCGGGCCGCUCGGCUCUCCGUCGACUGAAGAAACAAUGCAGGCCUAGCGAGCACCGGACACUAGCUAGCGGAAGCUAAUCGGAUAAGCAGGCUGCGGUGGGAUUUAAACCUCGGAGGAAAAACAAAAAACAGCUUUCGACGCCGUAAAAACACACAGGAUCCGCUAUGAGCUCUCAGCUGCAGGUCUUCUCUCCUCCUUCCAUCUCCUCCAGUGCCUUUUGCCGCGUGAAGAAGCUGAAGGUGGAAAGCAAUGUUUGGGAUGUGUCCACCACCGAAGCUUACAGCUCUAUAGCAGGCCAGUCGGCAUACUCCUUUGCCCCAGCCAUGGCUGUACCACCUUUUGCACCAUCCCUGGUCUUCCCCCCUGCGGCACCUGGCUCCAGAGGUCAAGUGGUGGUGCGGGCAGCCGACAGCACAGGCAGCGCGCCCCGCGGAUCCAGCCGUCGUGUCGCGGAGCAGGCGGCGUCUUCCUCUUACGUGCACGCCGAAACGUCCUCUGAAACAAGAGGGCACAGGCACGGGCAGAAGAGGAAGAUUGAGGAAAGCAAUGAAGGCAGUGGGAGCGGAUGUGGCAGUGUCCAAAUAUUGGAGGAGCUCUCGGCUCCUGCAGCAGCUUACUCCACCCGCACUGGUGGUGGCGGAGGGGGAACAGGCCAGUCUAUACCCCACUCAGCUCCAACCACCAAAAGCAGUAGCUCCAAUGGUGAAGGGGAUUAUCAGCUAGUGCAGCACGAGAUCCUCUGCUCUGUGUCCUGCAGCUAUGAAGUGCUGGAGUUCUUGGGGAGAGGCACAUUUGGACAAGUGGCCAAGUGCUGGAAGAGGGGCACCAACGAGAUUGUGGCCAUCAAGAUCCUGAAAAACCAUCCAUCAUAUGCUCGUCAGGGCCAGAUAGAGGUGGGCAUCCUGAACCGGCUGAGUGCAGAGAACGCAGAUGAGUACAACUUUGUGCGUUCAUACGAAUGCUUCCAACACAAGGGGCACACCUGCCUGGUGUUUGAGAUGCUGGAGCAGAACCUGUAUGACUUUCUCAAACACAGCAAGUUCAGCCCACUCCCACUCCGCCACAUCAGACCCAUCCUACAGCAGGUGGCUACAGCACUGAUGAAGCUGAAAAGCCUCGGUCUGAUUCAUGCAGACCUGAAGCCAGAGAACAUCAUGCUGGUCGACCCUCUUAGACAGCCCUACAGGGUGAAGGUCAUUGACUUUGGCUCCGCGAGUCACGUGUCCAAAGCUGUCUGCUCAACCUACUUACAGUCUCGCUACUACAGGGCUCCAGAGAUCAUUCUGGGUCUGCCGUUCUGUGAAGCCAUUGACAUGUGGUCUUUAGGCUGCGUGAUAGCUGAGCUGUUUCUGGGUUGGCCUCUCUACCCUGGAGCCUCUGAGUAUGAUCAGAUCCGUUACAUUUCUCAGACUCAAGGGCUGCCUGCAGAGUACUUACUGAGCGCCGGCACCAAGACCAGUCGCUUCUUCAAUCGAGGCCCUGACUCUAGCUACCCACUCUGGAGGCUUAAGACUCCAGCAGAGCAUGAAAUGGAGAUGGGCAUCAAGUCCAAGGAGGCUAGGAAGUAUAUCUUCAACUGUUUGGAUGACAUGAUGCAGGUCAACUUGUCUUCUCAUUUGGAGGGGACAGACAUGUUGGCUGAGAAAGCCGAUAGACGAGAGUUUAUAGAUCUCUUGAAGCGGAUGCUCCGUCUGGAUGCUGACAAAAGGAUCACACCUACGAAAACUCUGGGUCAUCCGUUUGUCACAAUGAGUCACCUCAUGGACUAUCCCCACAGCUCCCAUGUGAAGUCCUGCUUCCAGAACAUGGAGAUCUGUAAGCGCCGGAGCUCGUACGAUAGCAGCAAAUCCCUAUACUCCACCAAUGCAGUCCCCAGUGCUGCAGCGGGCAACCUCACUGUUACCUUCAGUAGCCAACUCAACCAGCAUAACCAGGUGCCUUCUGCGGGGGGAGCGGUGCCUUUGCUGAACUACCAGCCAGCUCUCUACCAGCAGGCGACUAUUAACAUUCCCGGGUUGGCUCAACAGAGUGUCCCGAUUCCAACACGUCCUGCUGGGCUGUGUAGCCAAACAGAACCCUUCCAGCAGACUCUUAUCGUCUGCCCACCCUCCACUAUUCAAGGGCUACAGCCAUCCAGUAAGAGUUCCAGUUUCCCUGUGAGGAUGGAGAACUCUGUACCCAUAGUACCUCAGAACCAGUCUGCUCAGUCACUGCAGAUCCAGCCUAGUAUGCUCACACAGGGUUCCUGCACACCCCUGAUGGUGGCCACCCUGCACCCACCCUCAGCAGGCAUAGCGCCCCAGUAUUCUCUGCCCCUCGGGCUGGGGGCCGGGGUGGGUCGGCCCACCCUGCUGGAGCACACAGCCACAGUGCUGCAGGCCUGGCCCACUGGCACCCAACAGAUCCUCAUACCAUCAUCAUGGCAGCAGGUCCCAGGUGUGGCCAUCCACAGCUCUGCCCACCAGUCAAAUGUGGCUGAAUCACCCCUGGAAACACUGGAUGCUUCCACACAGCAGGGACACAGCUGGAGGAGCACAACACAAGGCAGGACCCAGCAGGAGAGGAAGAAGGUGAAGGCCAGACGUGGAGAGAACAGAAACAGGGGUUUAUCCACUGCAUCAUUACUUGGCAGCAGCGGUGUGACCCCACCCAACUCCAGCGCCACGUUGUCCCAGCCAAUCAUCAUCUCCGACACACCCAGCCCAGCGGUCAGCAUCAUCACUAUUCACAGUGACACCGACACAGAGGAUGAGCGAAAGUUCCAUCCCGCCAGCGUUGGUCUGAGCCAACGCACUAACGUUAUCAGCUGUGUGACUGUGCACGACUCGGACUCCUCUACAGCCAGUCCCCUGACUCCUCUGCCCCGCACGCUGAACACAACUAGCACCAUGUCAUCGCGCCAGGCCAAGUCCCUGGCAGUGGUGGCACCUUCAGUCAAAACCCAGGGCACUGACAGAGGAGCAGUUUCACGUGCACGCCUAGAAACUGUGAACUACAUGAAGCCUAAGAGAUCCUCCAACCGACAGCCCUGCAGCUCAGGGGAGAGCAUGGAUCGUCAUGGAUUGGUGCCGAGCCAGUCACACCCUUUAAACCUCAGCCAGGUUCAGCCCGUGGUUUCAUCAUCUCAGGAGCGCUCCCAAAGUGACUCGUCUUUGCGUCGCCAGCAGACGUUCCCCCCGGCCGUCUCUGCCUCUCACUACAACUUCCCGGAAGUUUCCGCCCUGGCCUCGGCCUCGGCCCCUGGCCCCAGCCUGUACACCUACCCGGCCUCCACCGCCCUCUCCUCGGCUUCUCAGGCCAUGGAGCAGCUGCUCGGCCGUGGUCACGGCAGCCACGGGCACUCCCCCUCCACCUAUGCAGCAACGUACACCUCAUCCUCCUCCAGGAGGGACUCAGCCAGUCGCAAGGAUUCUGUCAGUAGUCUGCUGCACGGCCUCCCCGCAGCCUACCAGCAUCAGUUUGCCACUGGUUCUCCUUACGUUAGUGUGACGCCCCGGGCCGAGGCUUACAGUGCCUACCAGCUAAGCCCCAGGCGCCUUACACAGUACCCCUACCUAUAGGGAGUCGCACACACUUUGAACAAAGAAAAAGAAAAAAAAUCUACUUCCCCACAUGCUAUCACAAAGGGACAUUUAAACUGUAUUUCUAGUAGAAUAACUGGUUGGUCUUAUCUGUUUGCUGCUUGUGCAGAAUUUCACCUCCCAACUCAUUCACAUGCUCCUUUUGGACUGUUUUUAGUGUUUCUGAAAUGUUCUUGGGUAUUAUUUGAUAUGUAUCAGUUUAUUUUCCCUUUUUAAAAUAUUGUUCAUAGCCCAUAUUUUAUCCCCAUCUAAUCCAGAUGUACGAUUAUGGCAUUGUGGUAAAUGUAUUUUACUCCUGUUUUAUCUUGAGGUUUUGUGUGAAGAGAGAUUAUCCUUCUGUCACAAACUGCGACGACACUUUAGGCGAGGUUUUAGACGCCUGACUCACAAGGCUAGUGAAGGGCUAGCUGACAAAGAGAGUUACAAGUCAUUAGUUUUUCCAUGAGCCUUGUUACAAAGUUUUCACACUAAUCCGACGAGGCCCUGUGUUUUUAGCUAACAUAACUGUACCUUUUUAACUAUCUGUUUACUCACAAACAAUGUCUUUUACUAUGUUUAAAUUAUGUUUUGUCACCGUGAGGUAGAAAGAGGAAGGUCCAUGAAGAUGUCGAAUAAGAGAACGAUGUGGUUAAAAACUGUGAUGGAUGUGUUUUAAUUUAAGUGCACAUGUGAUAGUCUGUUUAAUGUAGUGUAGACAGUGUUUAGGCAGGAUUAAUCAUGUCCUCAUACAAUAGAAACUUUUUUUUUUUUUUUAACUGAGUGCUGAAUGUAUUUAUGAAGUACAGAGGAUUGAGAUCACCAUCCUGAGGAAUAAUGAAAUUGAAAAAAAAAAAGAAAGAAAUUAACGUUCUUCCCUACUUUCUCUCCUUGAAAUAUAAAAAAAAUCAAUUUCCAUGUGAACUGAGAAAUAUUCUCGAUCUGUGAAUCCUGACUGUGUAACCUGCUCGUUUAUGAAAACUGAUUUAUGGCCAGUCUUUUACAGUUUUCUAUUAGGGGAGAGGACAGAUUGCUCUUGUCCUGUUUUCUCCUUUUAACACUUUGAAAAAUGCUCACUAGGAAGUUUUAUCAAACUGCCCACGCUGCUGUACAACGACAAGAUGAUGCAAUCUGUUAAAAAGAAAACAAAAACUCAACGUCUGAGAAACUUCUUUAGCAGACGUGCCUCUUCAAGAAGUCAGUGAAAGGUGGUGCUGUUCACUAAACACACUGCUUUUUUUUCCCCCUCUAAAAAAAUUUAAAAAAAAUGUUUUUGUCUGAAUAUAAUAUGUUGAAAUUGAUGCAGUGUCUUAUUGUUUAGUCUUAGCGCUGCCACCAUCUUUAAAGGAGGUGAAUCUCGGGGUGGUUUCUGUGGGUUAUGAAAGCUUUUUAGUAAACCCUUCCCUGUUGUGUUUGCAUCAGUUUUGUGUUGUAAUGUCUGGAUAUUUAACUGUAUUUCAUCUUAACAUAGUAUAGUUAAGAGGCUAUUUGGUGGAACUAAUUCAGGGAAAAAGGUUUCAGCUCAAAUAAUCCACUGUCACUGUUUUCAAUAAAAUAACCACAAACAAAAA
Larimichthys crocea (large yellow croaker) is the source of this 5321-nucleotide messenger RNA. RefSeq names its product homeodomain interacting protein kinase 1b (gene hipk1b). Gene Ontology annotation, molecular function: ATP binding; protein serine/threonine kinase activity; protein tyrosine kinase activity. Gene Ontology annotation, cellular component: PML body; nucleus; cytoplasm. NCBI's taxonomy places the organism in Eukaryota, Metazoa, Chordata, Actinopteri, Sciaenidae. Bases 358 to 3753 code for a protein of 1131 amino acids. The transcript is spliced from 18 exons. Gene Ontology annotation, biological process: peptidyl-threonine phosphorylation; smoothened signaling pathway; peptidyl-serine phosphorylation. The record is from RefSeq and is a predicted model, not a curated record.